GCCUCAGCCUGGGUGGGAUUCGUCAGCGAGUGAUUUUGGCUCGCGAAAGCACCACCAUCACCACCAAUUAGCAAAGCAGCAUGCAAGUCGAGAACGGAAAGGGCGGAAAGCCCGCUGCUGGAUCGGUGCCAUCUGGCGUUGCGCUGCUGUCGCAGCCAUUGGAGCUGCCCUGUGGGCGCGUGGCGCCGAACCGGCUCGUCAAGGCGCCAAUGGAGGAAAUGAUGGGCCACUUUGGUGGCUCAGCACCGACGGAGCGGAUCUUGCGGCUGUACCGGCACUGGGCCAAAUCGCAGUGGGGCAUCAUCAUCACGGGGAACGUCUGCGUCGACUCGACCCAUCUCGGCCUUCCCUUCGAUAUGGCCCUGCCUGAGCCUCCCUUUCUCGAGAAUGAAGAUCUGGUCAAGAGGUUCAAGGCCUAUGCAAAGGUCUGCAAGGGCAUCGAGGGCGAAAGUAGCACCUCAACGGGCAACAAGCCCCUCGCCAUCGUCCAGCUCGUUCACGCCGGUCGCCAGUCGCUGCGCGGCUCGGGCCGAGCACCCUGGAAGCCAUCACUGGCCCCUUCGGCCAUUCCCAUGAAGACGGCAAAGGACCUGGGCGUCGUGGGAAAGCCGCUCGACUGGCUGCUCUGGGGCGUGCCCUCGGCCAUGACGGUUGACCAGAUCCAUUGGCUCAUCCAGCGCUUUGCUGAUGCCUCGCAGCUCAUGGCGGCCGCGGGCUUUGAUGGUGUUGAGCUGCACGCCUCGCACGGUUACCAGCUUGCCGCCUUUCUCUCGCCUCGGACCAACACGCGAACGGACGCCUACGGGGGCAGCUCUCGCAACCGUGCCCGGCUUCUCCUCGAGAUGGUCGAGGCCGUCCGCGCAAAGGUGCCCCGCGACUUUGCCGUGGGCGUCAAGCUCAACUCGAGCGACUACAUCCAGGGCGGCCUCACCGAGGAGGACGCGCUGGAGAAUGUAAAGUGGCUCGCCGAGACGGGCAUGUGCGACUUUGUCGAGGUCAGUGGCGGCAACUACGAGAACCCGUCGUUCCUCACCGACGGCUUCGACGCCGACGCAGAGACGGCCAAGCUCAAGGGACAGAAGCAGGAGCAGGCGUCAAUCGAGAACAAGGCCUCGGUCAAGGUCAGCGACCGGACGCGAAAGAGGGAGGCGCUCUUUGCGACAUUUGCCAAGCGUGCCCGGGGGGUGCUGCCCCAAGGCAGCGGCAUGAAGAUCAUCGUCACGGGCGGCCUGCGCACGCGCGGCGGCAUGGCCUCUGCCCUCGAGACGGGUGCCAUCGAUGGCGUGGGCAUCGGCCGGCCCGCCUGCGUGCAUCCAGACCUGCCAGACUACAUCCUCAACGCCAGCGUGGCCGACUCGGACGAGGCGCACGCGAGCCCGCCCGCAUACACGGUGCCCGGUGCCGGUGUCCUGGGCCUGCUCCCCAUCAAGAUCCUCGGCGCUGGCUGGCAGACGCUGUGGCACAACGGCAUGCUCGCCUACCUCGGCCAGGACGAAGCGGCCAAGCCAGACACGAGCGCCGGCCCACUCCGGGUCCUCCUCGCCAUCUUUGUGCCGUCGCUCUUUGCGACGCGGAGUGGCGCUGGUGCUGCGGGCGUCUUUGCCGUCUUGGGCAGCCUCGUCGCUGCCGCCGUUGGCUCGGUCCUGUUCCUGGUCAUGAAGUAAAUGCUCUUGAUUUCUUUCGAUGUGGCCUAGAUGUAUUCCCAAGAUGUGUUCCCAAGAUGUUCUAUUCUAAUCUUCCUGUGCUGCGAGAAGGGCACUGCUGCGGUGAUCAGUGACAAGUGCAGCGACACUCGUACGGGAUCACAUUGAAAGUUCUUCACGAUUACGAUAAUGAAAUC
Molecule: messenger RNA, 1840 nt
Organism: Acaromyces ingoldii
Lineage: Eukaryota; Fungi; Basidiomycota; Exobasidiomycetes; Exobasidiales; Cryptobasidiaceae
Product: FMN-linked oxidoreductase
Exons: 2
Coding region: 81-1664 (527 amino acids)
Molecular function (GO): oxidoreductase activity; FMN binding
Source: RefSeq, a predicted model, not a curated record